Messenger RNA from Solea senegalensis (Senegalese sole), 2310 nucleotides. It is a transcript of the gene ghsra, whose product is annotated as growth hormone secretagogue receptor a. NCBI's taxonomy places the organism in Eukaryota, Metazoa, Chordata, Actinopteri, Pleuronectiformes, Soleidae. Gene Ontology annotation, biological process: G protein-coupled receptor signaling pathway; hormone-mediated signaling pathway. The record is from RefSeq and is a predicted model, not a curated record. Gene Ontology annotation, cellular component: plasma membrane. Gene Ontology annotation, molecular function: growth hormone secretagogue receptor activity. The transcript is spliced from 2 exons. Bases 806 to 1963 code for a protein of 385 amino acids.
CAGAGGGUCAACCCAGAGAGCCAGACUGGACGAACUGACACUAUUAUCAUUAUUAUUAUUAUUAUUAUUAUUAUUUAACUUUAAGUCAUUUAAGCUCCUCAUUGUAUGAUUAUGUUUACAACGCGUCGUUCCUUCGUGGUUAUUGUGACUUUUGCGAAACUGUCUCCGUUCCGUCCCACCACAGUGUUCGUCUUCAUGCUGGUUGUAGUGUGUCCGUUUGUGUUCGGCUGAGUGUGGACACAUGUCUGUCCACCUGUGCUGCUGCUGCAUCAUUACGAGCCUGCUGCUUCUGACUCACCGUCACUGAAACUCGCCUUUUCCUCCAUUGUUGUGUUUUUGUGUGGCGCUCAGAUGCAGGGACGCGCUGCUGGUGAUGGGAACUCUUUGGGGCUUUUUCGCUUCUUUGGCGCAUGAAGGUUUCAUUUGCACCUAUCCAACAAUCAGAGUCAGACAGGAUGCGGGGGAUAUCUUAUUCUCUUGUAAGCAGGUAUUUUCUGUGCCAAACAUUGUUGAGCCCUAUUUUUAUUUAGAGUGGACCUAAACUAUAGCCAUAUCCCGUGCCACAUCCAGUCUGAGUGGAGUGUUCCCUGACAUUCGUUGUGAACUUAAGCUUAAGAAGGACCGUGACGCGUAAAGGGAUUCUGGUUUUUACGCACGGCUGUUGCUCUCAACCGUUACCUCUUGGAUGUGAACAGUGAUGAUGGCAGGAAAGCGCAGCGCCACGGGGCUUGAGGAGCCCCAGACCCGGGGUGCGUUCACCACUCAGGGCCAGGCGUGGCCCCGUGAAUAAUCACGCGGCAACAGCAUGCCCACUUGGCCCAAUCACUCGGUGUGCCUCUCCAUUAACUGCAGCUGGGAGGAGAUCCACAACAGCACAUGGAAUCCAGACCAUGUCCAGCCUCCUCUCAACUACUACUCCAUCCCUCUCCUCACGGUCAUCACCGUCGCCUGCACGCUGCUUUUUCUGAUCGGAAUGACCGGCAACGUGAUGACCAUUUUGGUGGUCAGUAAGUACCGGGACAUGCGCACCACCACCAACCUCUACCUGUGCAGCAUGGCUUUGUCGGACCUGCUCAUCUUCCUCUGUAUGCCGCUGGACCUGUACCGCAUGUGGAGGUACAGGCCCUGGCGCUUUGGAGACGCGCUCUGUAAACUCUUUCAGUUCGUGUCAGAGUCGUGCACAUACUCCACCAUCCUGAGCAUAACUGCGCUCUCAGUGGAGCGCUACCUGGCCAUCUGUUUCCCGCUGCGUGCCAAGGCUCUGGUUACGAAAAGGCGGGUGCGCGCCCUCAUCCUUCUACUCUGGACGGUAUCUCUUUUGAGCGCCGGGCCGGUGUUUGUCAUGGUGGGAGUGGAGAGGGACAGCGUGGGACCACGCGACUUCACUUUGGGACUCGGCAACGACAGCGACUCCUCUCUGGAAGGCGUGGACACCCGCGAGUGUAAGAUGACGCACUACGCCGUGGAGUCGGGUCUGAUGGGUGCCAUGGUGUGGUUGAGCUCUGUUUUCUUCUUCAUGCCAGUGUUCUGUCUCACAGUGCUCUACAGCCUCAUCGGCCGGCGGCUGUGGCAGAGACACCGGGAAACAAGCAUCGGCUCCCGCGGGGCUCACAGGGACAAGAGCAACAGACAGACCAUCAAGAUGCUGGUGGUGGUGGUGCUGGCGUUCGUCCUAUGCUGGUUGCCCUUCCACGUGGGCCGCUACCUGCAGUUCCGCUCCCUGGACGCCCCGUCCCCCCUGCUGUCCCUGUUGUCCGAGUACUGCAGCAUGGUGUCCGUGGUUCUCUUCUAUCUGAGUGCCGCCAUCAACCCCAUCCUCUACAACACGAUGUCGUGGAAAUACAGGGGCGCAGCUGCGCGCCUCUUCGGCCUGACCGACAGCCAGCCCCCACGAGGGCGAACCGCCAGCACCGCGAAGGGAGACUUUUCAAACGGCUGGACAGAGUCGACAGUCAGCCUCUAAACCGCUGUCAAAAAACGUCUGUAAAGAUAAUGAUCACAAACCUGAAAGCCAUCUUGAAAGCCAUUUAUCAUCUCUGGACAGAGGAUGAGAGCGGCCCCAGCAUCCAUCCAGACUAUUGUUUCAGUCAAUAUUCCUGUUUCAACAGGUUGCAGCAUCAUCUGAAACCCUACAUGUCAAGUGUUGAGAGUGAACAUGAACACAUGAACAGCCUGUCAAUCACAGACAUUAACAACUGCCUUAUACUGCAUUCAUAUUCUGGAUGACAAAGAAAGCACUGUAGAUCUUGUAGCACUGCUCUGCAGCCUAUACUCAUGUAGGAAGGGGCAGACGUGCUUUGUGUGUGUAUG